GGGUGUGAGGGUUGCCAUGGAGUAGAACUCCUAGCUUGCUUCAUUCCCUUUCUAGUUCGAUUUCCUAUGUCAUUUAACCAAUCGUUUCUUCCAAUUCUAGCUUUCUAUUUUUUCUCUCCUGUUCAUUGGAUUCACCCAAAAUUCUCUUUUUUGUUAGGUCUCCGACUUCAGUAUCAUUUAGGGUUUUCUCCAGUUCCUUAUCUUGCUAGCUACAAAAACUCACAGUUUAGGAUUUUCUGCUGUCUCUUAUCAGCCAUUCAAGUUCUUCGGUUGUAUGUAUAGACUUUUCGAUCAUACGCACAAACCCUUCUCUUUACAACUUUGCUAUAAGAACUUUUCAGUUCAGUAUAUCGUAUAGGGUUUUCAACUGGUGUUGUUCUGUUCUGUUCUCCUUUUUUUUUUUCCCGAUGGAGAAUGAUCACAGAAAACAGUCGAAACCAAUCAGGAAAGCGCAUCAGAAACCAAUCAGAUGCUCAGACUAAGGCAAGUCAGAUUCCAGUAAGGGGAAGUUGUGGAUAGAUCUGAAGCUACCGAAGAUCAGAGAAAGUAUCAAGCAAGGUAAGAUCGACUCUGGAGUACUGUCUGGAGAGCCACAGGAGUUUUAGCACCCGUAAAGCUCUAGGGGGUCACUGGAGCAUGGCUCACACUCAGGCCAGAAAACGCCAAGUUCUAAAGAACCUCAAACCCAAAAACUCCAACAAUUUCCAGAAACAGCAGAAGCAACCUCAAAAAGGAAGGGGUAAAUUGAAGAACAAAAGAACUGAUAAUUCCACAGGCCAUGAUAAAAACCUAAGUUGUUCAAUUUGUGGUAGAAAAUUUUCAUCAGUGAAUUCUUUGUUUGAGCAUAUAAGUUGCCAUCCUGAGAAGUGUAACAGUUCAUCGUCUUAUGUCACUCAAGAAGUCGAGGAUCAGAUCGAAUCGGUAUUUACACCAGGGAUUGAUUUAAGAGAGUCGUUAAAGGGCUGGUCUGUGACUUCCAGGCGAAGCCGGAGGGCUGUUUCUUCAAGUUCGGACGAGCAGUUACGUGAUGGUUUUCAAGAUCUCAUGGGCCUCAUGGCGCAAGCUAAUGGAGAUUCUGAUGCUCAUGAACAAAGAUUUGAAGAAUUUAAAGGAAAAAAUCAGGUUUCUGAAUCAGAGAAGCGAAAAAUUAAGGGAUACGAAUUUGGAUACAGCAAGGAUUAUCCGAUGAAAAAGCCAAGAAUUAAUCAACGAGGAUUCUCCGAUGUCGGAAACAUAGGUGACAUAACGCCCGAAGUUAUGGCGAAUGAAAGCAAAGGCAAGGCAGUGUUGGAUUGCAGAGGGAGGCCUGAGGAGUACGAUAGAAAGAAUAGCUCAGACUACGAAUCUGCUAGCAAGAUUAUCAGAAAACAGCUCGAUAACCAGAAUUUUCAGAGUGUGAAGAGGAAGAUGAUCACCAAUAAGGAGAGGAUGGAGAAGAUGGCGCCAGAAGAUUUGGAACCGCUACAAGGUGUUUGUCCAGAGGUCUCUCAGAAGCGAAAAAUUACGGCAUACCCACUUGGAUACAAGAAGGAUUGUGCUUUGAGAAAGCCUAGAAUUUUUCAACGAGGAUUCGCUGGAAGUUAUGGCACCAUGCCGGAAGUUAUGGCAGCGAAGGAAAGCAAAGGCAAGAAUGUGCUGGAUUGCGACCAGUUCCACUCAGACAAGGAUUCUGAUUGCAAAAACAAUAACAACAAUUUUCAGAGUUUGAAGGGGAAGAUGAUGAUGAAUGAGGAGAGGAUGGAGAAGAUGGCGCCGGAGGAUUUGAAACCGGUACAAGGUGUUUGUCCGGUGAUCGCUGAGAAGCGAGCCGAGACGACUGCAAUGACAUUGGCUAAAUACAGAUGUAGCGAUUGUGACAAAUGCUUUGAAUCUUUCCAAGGGCUGGGAGGUCAUAGGGCGUCCGGACACAACUCAUCACCCCAGAUUCACAUCUACAACGCCAAUGAUGAAUCUUCAUUUACAUCUUCAUUCAAUGAAGUUAAUGCCAAUCACAUCACCAAAGUUAAUGGAAUAGCUAGCUCAAAGGUGGUGGAGAAUAUGGCGCUGGAGGAUUUGGGACCGGUACAAGGUGUUUGUCCGGAGAUCUCUGAGAAGCUAACCUUCAUACGCAACAAAAUACCCAGGAUUCACAUCUGCAAAGCCAUUGAGGAACCUUCACUUACAGCUUCUCUAAGUGAAGAUUAUGGCAAUUCCAUCACCAAAGUUGAUGCAAUAGGUGUCUCAAAGGUGGUGGAGAAGACAGCACCGGAGGAUUUGGGACCUGUAGAAGGUGUUUUUCCUGAGGUCUCUAAGAAGCCAAUCAUCAGACGCAACCAAAUACCCUGGAUCUGCAACGCCAUUGAUGAACCUUCACUUACAGCCUCUGUCAAUCAAGAUUAUGCCAAUCCCUUCACCGAAGUUAAUGGAAUAGCAAGCUCAAAGGUGCUGGAGAAGAGGGCGACUGAUGAUUUGGGACUAAUACAAGGUGUUCAUCCGGAGGUCUCUAAGGAGCCAGUCGAGACGACAGCAAACACACUGGCUGGUCAUGGGGCGUCCAGACGCAAAAGAUUACCCAAGAUUCACAUCUUCAACGCCAUUGAACCUUCACUCACAGCUUCUGUUAAUGAAGAUUAUGCCAAUCCCUUCACAAAAGUUAAUGGAAUAGCAAGCUCAAAGGUGUUGGAUAACCCAAAUCCAUGCAAUGUGCGUAGCAAGAAUUUUUUGAAAAGUCAGGCUCUUGGGAGUCAAAGAGAGUCCAAGCACAACAAAUUACCAAGCUCAAAGGUAGGGGAGAACGCAUAUCAGUGCAAAGUUUGUUGUAGGAUUUUUCCGAGCGGUAAGAUUCUUGGGGGUCACAUGAACUCCCACCACCGCAAGGGUCCAGCUGAAGCUCCAUCGAGCCAAGUCCUAUUAGCCGGUGAAGCAAGUCGGACAGGUGGUAGAAUUGUAGAUUUUGAUCUGAAUGAGCCAGCUUUCAUGGAAGAUGAGGAUGCAAUGGAGAAUCAUGAUGAACCAGUAAUGGGUUAUCUAGUAAGGUUAGUCAUCAUUCCAUCGGACGAUGACCUCUCCGUCCAGCAAAACUCUGUUGUUCCGGCCAGUGCUCAUUCUCUAGCCAUAGAAUCUCCACCUACAUAUAACGAAGAAGAGCUGCCUUGCAUGGUAGUUCUCCAACGGAUAGUUACGCUCAUUGCUAUAAUCUUAGUCGUUCUAUUCUCUCGACAAAACCCACCAAAAUUUCGAGUCAGUUCCAUCACUGUAUCGAUAUUUAAACCACCGGCGUCUCGGUUAACGACAAACGUCAGUUUCUCAAUUGAAAACCCUAACAAGAUGGCUACCAUAUUCUAUGAUGAAGCUUACCUUAGAGUUUUAUCUAAUAAUUCAACUAUUUCUUCCACACCCAUCUCGCCUUUUCAUCAGUUUAGAUCAGCAGAGAUACUGCUGAAGGCAAAUAUUGAAGCACCAUUGUUGUCCAUUAACAAGUCUGUUGCAGAAGCCAUUGAUGCUGCUAAGAAAAAUGGAUCUGUGGUGGAGUUUACCGUGACAGUGGAUGCAUGUGUGAGGGUUCAGCUUGGUUCCUUGAGGUUGAAAAGUGGAAAGAUGAGGGUUACUUGCGAGGAAGUUAAGAUAAAGAGUAAUACUAGAUGUGCUUAA
Messenger RNA from Ilex paraguariensis (yerba mate), 3630 nucleotides. The record is from the annotation of a GenBank genome assembly. Lineage: Eukaryota; Viridiplantae; Streptophyta; Magnoliopsida; Aquifoliales; Aquifoliaceae.